Messenger RNA from Euleptes europaea (tarantolino), 406 nucleotides. Its product is annotated as small nuclear ribonucleoprotein E-like. The record is from RefSeq and is a predicted model, not a curated record. Gene Ontology annotation, molecular function: RNA binding. The transcript has a single exon. Gene Ontology annotation, biological process: mRNA splicing, via spliceosome; spliceosomal snRNP assembly. NCBI's taxonomy places the organism in Eukaryota, Metazoa, Chordata, Lepidosauria, Squamata, Sphaerodactylidae. Bases 17 to 295 code for a protein of 92 amino acids. Gene Ontology annotation, cellular component: U4 snRNP; U2 snRNP; U1 snRNP.
UGUUGCGUUCUCAGCCAUGGCGUACCACAGGCAAGGCCAAAAGGUCCAGAAGGUGAUGGUGCAGCCCAUCAACCUCAUCUUCAGAUAUCUACAGAAUAGGUCCAGAAUUCAAGUGUGGCUGUAUGAACAGGUGAACAUGUGGAUAGAAGGGGGUAUUAUUGGAUUUGAUGAAUACAUGAACCUGGAGCUGGAUGAUGCUAAGGAGAUCCAUUCCAAGCCAAAAUCAAAGAAACAGCUGGAUCAAAUCAUGUUAAAGGGAGACAAUAUUACUCUUCUACAAAGUGUUUCUAACUAGAAACUGCUAUCCUCUGUUUUCUGAUUAUGAUGUUAAUCUUUAAAUAUAUGGAAGGAAGUAUGUGGUUAAUCCUGUCAAUUCCAAACUGUGCUUCAGGAUCUAAGAAGAGAA